Messenger RNA from Onthophagus taurus, 2148 nucleotides. The record is from RefSeq and is a predicted model, not a curated record. Lineage: Eukaryota; Metazoa; Arthropoda; Insecta; Coleoptera; Scarabaeidae.
AUGGAAUGGAAUGAUGUUCCUUCAGAAGAUAUCCUUAAAUACUGGACACAAUUCAAGUCAGAGCUUCCUUUAUUGACGAAAUUACACAUACCUCGUUUCAUUCGACCCACGAGCAGUGAAGUCACUGAACUGCAUUUAUUUUGCGACGCUUCAUUAAUUGGUUAUUGCUCGGUUGCAUAUUUACGAUAUAUUUUACCUUGUGGUACCAUUAAAACUUCUUUUAUUUGUGCCAGGUCCAGGGUGGCUCCUUUAAAAACUACAUCGCUACCACGAUUGGAGCUAUGCGGUGCUGUUUUAUUGGCCGAUCUCGCAGAAUUAAUCAUGUCCAGUACAUCUGUCAUUACAACGACUAAUGUAAUUGCUUGGUGUGACUCUACCGUCGUACUCAAUUGGUUAAGGGCAUCUCCUCACCGCUGGAAGACCUUUCUUGCCAAUAGAACCAGCCACAUACAAGAAAUCUUACCUGCAAAUUACUGGCGUCUCGUUCCAUCCGCUGAUAACCCCGCAGACGUUGGGUCGCGAGGUCUUUUACCUUCGGAAAUAGUCAAAUCUAGUAUAUGGUGGGAUGGUCCUGUUUGGUUGUCGCAAUCCUCGUCCAAUUGGCCUCACGAUGCUUCGAUAGAUUCCGAUGAUGAUGUCGUGUCAGCCGAAGAACGAAUCAUUACCGCUGCGAUUACUGAAAGGGUUCAAAAUUGUAUACUUACCUUGAUCGAGCGUUUCUCGAAUUUAAAUAAAAUAGAGAAUAUAGUUGCAUAUGUACUGCGCUUCAUUUCAAGUUGCAGAAAAACAAAUAGACAUAGAAAUGUAACGCUUUCGCUAUUUGAAAAGCAGAAUGCCCUUCAUGUCGUCGUUCGUUUGGUCCAGAACGAACAUUUCGAAGAAGUAUUUCAGCAAAUUAGAGCUGGCAAGCUAUUAUCCAAACCAAUUAGAAAACUCUCGCCUUUUAUUAGCAGAGAGAACUUACUCAGAGUGGGUGGACGACUCAAACAUUCAGAACUCCCAUAUGACGCAAAACACCCAAUUUUACUGCCUAGUCGUCAUCGAUUGUGUGAACUAAUUGUAGAACAUCUUCAUCAAAAGUAUCUACAUCCCGGUUACAGAACAUUAUUUUCUAUUGUUACCAAUCAGUUUUGGAUAAUUUCACCUCGACAUGUAAUAUAUAAAGUAAUAUCUAAUUGCAUUAGAUGUUUCAGAGCCCGUCCUAAGUCCUAUUCACCAAUGAUGGCGGAUUUACCUACAUUUCGUGUCCAACAGUUGAGAACAUUUGCGACGGUGGGUGUGGACUACGCUGGCCCAUUCAUUACCACCGCCCGCAAGUAUAGAGGUGCAAAAACAUUCAAAUCUUAUAUCUGCAUUUUCGUUUGCGCCUCCACGAAAGCUGUCCAUUUGGAAUUGGUGUCCGAAUUGACCAGUGACGCAUUUAUUGCUGCCUUGCGACGAUUCAUAUCACGCCGAGGAAGUUGCACUACUAUAUUUUCCGAUCGUGGCACAAACUUCGUCGGAGCCUACAACCAACUGACGAAACUUGCCCAAGAUGCCGGCGGUGAACUAGGCAUACAAUGGCUUUUUAAUCCACCUGCUUCGCCGCAUUUCAACGGACUCACCGAAGCGGGCGUUAAAUCUGUCAAGACCCAUCUACACAGAGUCGUUGGUAAACAAGUUAUGACUUACGAAGAGCUUUAUACUUUGUUGGUACAGAUUGAGGCAGUAUUAAAUUCCCGGCCUCUAUGCCCUUUGAGUGCCGAUCCAAACGAUUUACAAACCCUCACUCCUGGUCAUUUUUUAGCCCUUUCCCCUCUAAACUCUGAAAUUCCUAAUGAUGAUUUGCAGAAUAUACCAUCCAAUCGACUCACGCGAUGGCAACUGUUGCAAGGAAUGCUUCAGCACUUUUGGAAAAGAUGGAGCAAUGAAUACCUGCACACGUUGCAACAACGGUGUAAAUGGAACGUUCCAAUAAAAAAUAUACAGGCUGAAACCCUAGUAUUAAUCAGAGAUGAACUGAAAACUCCAUUACAAUGGGCCCUUGGACGGAUAACACAAAGUCAUCCUGGCGCAGACGGUAUUGUGCGCGUCGUAACCGUUCGCACUACGCAAGGGUUAUUACAACGCCCUGUAAUAAAACUUUGUCCCCUACCUUCAGAAACUUAA